Vanrija pseudolonga is the source of this 234-nucleotide messenger RNA. RefSeq lists its product as uncharacterized. The transcript has a single exon. Lineage: Eukaryota; Fungi; Basidiomycota; Tremellomycetes; Trichosporonales; Trichosporonaceae. The record is from RefSeq and is a predicted model, not a curated record. The coding region runs from base 1 to 234 and encodes 77 amino acids.
AUGUUCAACGGCGAGGCGGACAUGCACGAAGCCCGCUUGUCCGUCGGCCAUACCAUGGACUUCGCGUUCCGAAUGGAAGUGCCCACCGAGCGCUCUCGUCGCCUCAACACGGUCACCAUCAAGUUUACUAUCAAGACGCGGUGGAUCGGCGGCAUGAAGGCACGCAUCAUGAAGCCGCUCGUAUCGCUCGUUCGCUCGCUCGCUCGCACGCACCACACGCGUGUUGGUACCUGA